CGACAACACCAACCACGCGAAAUAUGCUGAGGACACCGUUUUCACAAACAAUGCAACUAUCUAUAAAAUAGAGAAUAACCCAACAAGAAAAGAGAAAAUUUCGUCUCUCCAAAUCAAAGAGAAAGGGAAAAGAUAGAGAAUGGCAUAAUCAAAACAACCUCUUGAGGGGCUGUUUUGAUUUAAACAAAACCCAUUUCCAUUUUAUUGGCAUUUGGGGGUUGGAUUUGAUUUUGGAUUUUGAAUCUGGGAAAUUUUUUGGGCACACAAAUCUGUUGUUUUUUUCUUUUGUUCUUGAAUUUCCUUGAUUUGAUUUGAUUGGAUUCGUUUUUCUUCAAUGGGUGAUAGCAAGAAGUAUAUUUCAUCUGAUGAACUGAAGAAACAUAACAAAUCUGAAGAUUUGUGGAUUUCGAUUCAGGGGAAGGUUUACAACGUGACAGAUUGGGCUAAGGAACACCCAGGUGGGGAUGUCCCACUCCUGAAUUUGGCUGGCCAAGAUGUGACUGAUGCAUUCGUUGCUUUUCAUCCAGGUACUGCCUGGCAAUAUCUUGAUAGAUUCUUUACUGGGUAUUAUCUGGGUGAUUUCAAGGUUUCUGAGGUUUCUAGGGAUUUUAGAAAGCUUCAUUCUGAGUUUUCGAAAGCAGGGAUGUUUGAAAAAAAAGGCCAUGGAGUUAUUUAUUCCCUGUGUUUUGUUGCGUUGUUACUUUUCACCUGUGUUUAUGGGGUAUUGUGUUGCGAUGGUUUCUGGAUCCAUAUGUUUUCUGGAGGAUUGCUGGGGCUUCUAUGGAUGCAAGUCGCUUAUUUGGGUCAUGAUUCGGGUCAUUAUCAGAUUAUGACGACCCGUGGAUUCAAUAAAUUUGCCCAAAUUCUCACCGGCAAUUGCUUGACUGGAAUAAGUAUUGCUUGGUGGAAAUGGACUCAUAAUGCUCACCAUAUUUCUUGCAAUAGCCUUGACUAUGAUCCCGAUCUUCAACACUUGCCAAUGUUGGCAGUCUCUUCAAAGUUGUUUCACUCGUUGACAUCCCAGUUUUAUGGUAGAAAACUGACAUUUGAUUCGGUGUCAAGAUUUUUUGUGAGUUACCAGCAUAUUACUUACUAUCCAGUAAUGUGUGUUGCAAGGGUCAAUCUUUAUCUGCAGACGAUCCUCUUGUUGUUCUCGAAGAGAAAAGUUCCCGACAGGGCAUUUAACAUAUUCGGGAUCUUUGUUUUUUGGAGUUGGUUUCCUCUUCUUGUUUCGUGCUUGCCAAAUUGGAAUGAGAGGGUAUUGUUUGUUCUGACAAGCUUUUGUGUAUGCUCAGUUCAACAUAUCCAAUUCACUCUGAACCAUUUCGCAGCAAAUGUUUAUGUAGGAGCGCCCAAGGGGAAUGAUUGGUUCGAGAAACAAACAAGUGGAACAAUCGACAUCGCGUGCUCAUCUUGGAUGGAUUGGUUUUUCGGUGGAUUACAAUUCCAGCUAGAACAUCAUUUGUUCCCGAGGCUGCCAAGGUGCCACUUGAGAAAUAUUUCUCCUGUGGUUCGGGAACUAUGCAAGAAACACAACUUGCCUUAUCGGAGUUUGUCCUUCUUUGAGGCCAAUGUUUGGACCCUAAGGACACUCAGGGCCGCUGCCUUGGAGGCUCGGGAUUUCUCCAAUCCUAUUCCAAAAAAUUUGCUCUGGGAAGCUGUCAACACUCAUGGAUGAGGAUUCCAUGGUAACGUCUGAAAGUUUUUUAUGAUUCGUUUGAUUCUGUUCAAAGCUUCUCAAGGUGUAAUAAUCCUACUAGUUGUUGAAUAUGGUAGACAGAUUGCACUGAUGAGAAGCUUUCUUUUGAUAAUUUUAAGAAUAAUUUUUCCUGUUGAUUCUGAAAUAGUACUAAUAUCAUUCUGUUUAUAUACUACUGUUUCUUUAGUUACACUACCAUAUAGAGAUUUUUGUAUAUGGAGCUUUGUACUUCGCGAAUACGCUGAUCUCAGGCCAAUUGUAUUUACUGCACCAGUAAAUAACUUGACCAAUUUAUAUGGAAUGAAUGCAUUUAUAUGUU
This is a messenger RNA of Olea europaea var. sylvestris, 2018 nucleotides long. Its product is annotated as delta(8)-fatty-acid desaturase-like. Gene Ontology annotation, molecular function: oxidoreductase activity, acting on paired donors, with oxidation of a pair of donors resulting in the reduction of molecular oxygen to two molecules of water. The coding region runs from base 335 to 1678 and encodes 447 amino acids. The record is from RefSeq and is a predicted model, not a curated record. Gene Ontology annotation, cellular component: membrane. Gene Ontology annotation, biological process: lipid metabolic process. The transcript is spliced from 2 exons. Lineage: Eukaryota; Viridiplantae; Streptophyta; Magnoliopsida; Lamiales; Oleaceae.